This is a messenger RNA of Acaulospora morrowiae, 483 nucleotides long. Lineage: Eukaryota; Fungi; Glomeromycota; Glomeromycetes; Diversisporales; Acaulosporaceae. The record is from the annotation of a GenBank genome assembly.
AUGCCAAUGAGUACAAACGUGGGAACACCAAGGGAAUGGAAGCAAGUAAGGAAACCAGAAGACGAUAGAAGUGACGAUAUUAUAGGAACAGGAGAGAAAUCAAGAGUUGAUCUUCAAGAUAAUGGGGAUGAAGUAGUGAUAGUACUGACUGGUGACAUUAUGACCACGAGUGGUGAUGAUUCGGAAGGACCUAGCAAUCAGGAGUUAAUAAGCGACAAUUGUAUAAAAGGUAACAAGGGAGGAAUGGAAAGCAAUGACCUCAUAGAAACAAAAGGAGAACCAGAAGUUGACAUCCAUGAUGAUGAGGAUGGAGUGGUAAUAGUACCAACCAGUAAUAUCAUGACCACAAGUUGUGAUGAUUCGGAAGGACCUAGUAAAAAGACAAAUCAAGAGUUAGCCAGUGACAACCACGUGAAGAAUAGCAAGAGAGGAAUGAAAAAUAAUAACCUUGCAGGGAUAAGAGGACUAAGAACUGAUUCCUAA